Molecule: messenger RNA, 957 nt
Organism: Fusarium musae
Lineage: Eukaryota; Fungi; Ascomycota; Sordariomycetes; Hypocreales; Nectriaceae
Exons: 1
Coding region: 1-957 (318 amino acids)
Source: RefSeq, a predicted model, not a curated record
AUGACUUCUCCGGAGCGGCGAAAGUCUACGGGUGGGACAGCACCAUACAAAGUCUUCAUUGAAAAACCCAACUAUGGCAAAUUCAAGGACCAUGCAGGUCGUCAUUACGAUGUUGUCGCGAGUCGAGCUGGCCCCAACGCGGCUAUCGUGAAACUCAGCAUUCAGUUAUACUGCUUGGGUGAGCCAAAGUUCGAUCCCCACGGUAUGGGUUCCUCUCUGUUGCAUUCCGAUGCUGUCGUGGGCUGGGGUAAUGCUCGUAAUCAUUGGCCGCGUAUUGAUGUAUACACGGGAUUUGACACCGUGGAAGAAUGCAUAGAGCAUCACCGUCGCGAGAAAGCGUUCCGCAAAGAGGCCAUCAAGAAGAUGAAGGAUGACGCGGCGACAGGAUUAUCGGAAGCCGAGGCAAAAGAAACGUUGGCUACAAAGAUACAAGGAAAAGAACCUCUUCCGCAUAUCGUACCGUCUUGGUGUGAAUCGGCCAGAUUCGUUGAGAAUAGGUGGUGGAUUGGAGAUCGUUACAGGAGCUGGAUCUUGGUCAUACCAGCUGAAAGAUCCUCUUGGGAAGACGUUAUAGACAAUGGGCUGCUGCAAGUCAAAUUUGACUUGGACAUAUCUCCCGCAUUGCUUGUCUCCGAGUCACAGCUGUUUAUAAAUACUCCAGAGGGAGAAGACGGUUGGGUUCUCGUGGAGAAGACUGGCCUCGAAAAUCUCAAGCCUGUUAAUAUUCUACGCCUUUGCGCCAGAGAAGAAGGCGGAGCAUCGGAGAGCACCCCAGGAAGCGAUAAGACACUCUUUAAUGCUUGGUAUGAUGCGACAAUGCAGCUUCGGGGCUGCACUUAUAUGCCGACAGGAUGCAAGGGCUGUCGUACCAAUGAGCCGCAUGAUUACUGUGAGCAGGACAUGGACGAGCACUUUAAUGAUGAGGAUGGGCAAUGUUUGGCUUGUGUAAGGGAGUAA